GAAAGCUACCAUAUAUGCCUAUAUAUUUGCAUCCCAACAGAAAGCAAAUGAAUUGAACAACAAAGAUGUUAUCAUCAUCAACCAUGGAGAAAUUCCCCUCAUGCAUAUUCCUUCUCCUCCUAACCCUAACCACACAUAACUUGAUAAUUCCUUCACUCUCACUGAAAUGCAACCCAGCUGAAAAAGAAGCCCUACUGAAAAUUAAAAAAGAACUAGGCAGCCCAACCAAACUUUCUUCAUGGAACCCAACAACUGACUGCUGCAGCCACAAAUGGGAAGGUGUCCUAUGCGACUCACAAACCUACCGUGUCAACAAGCUUGAUCUCUUCGACCUCAACCUCCCCAAACACGUUCAAAUUCCACCCUCCAUAUUCACUAACCUCCCUUUCAUAAACUUUCUCUCUAUCGACAACAUCCCCAACCUCGUUGGCACUAUCCCGCCUUCCAUCUCCAAACUCACCAAACUUGAGGUCCUCAUCAUCAGCGGCACAAGCAUCUCCGGCGAGAUACCAAACUCACUCUCACAGAUUAAAACCCUAACAUCCAUCCUACUCACAGAUAACAAACUCACUGGUACCAUCCCCGCCACACUCUCCUCUCUCCCUGAUGUCUUUUCCAUCUACUUCAAUGGAAACCAACUCACUGGUACAAUACCAGAAUCCUACGGCUCGUUGCCAAAAUCCUUUAUGUGCUUUGGUCUCGCGGAAAACCGCUUAACCGGGAAGAUUCCGGCGUCUCUAGCAAAUUUGAACUUGGUGUUGGUGAACUUGUCAGGGAACGCGUUGGAAGGUGAUGCUUCUGUAUUGUUUGGGUCCAAGAAACGGACUGUGGAGCUAUCGUUAGAUAAGAACAUGCUGUCUUUUGAUAUUGGGAAAGUUGGGCUGCCAAAGAAUUUGACGUUGCUGAAUCUAAGCAAAAAUAAAAUCUACGGUGCGCUACCUAAGGGACUGACAAAGCUCAAGGUUUUGAGUGACUUUAACGUGAGCUACAAUAAUUUGUGUGGUGAGAUUCCAAUAGGAGGAAAAUUGCAAAACUUUAAUGAGUCUUCUUAUGCUCAUAAUAAGUGCUUGUGUGGCUCUCCUCUUCGACAUUGUAAGACUUGAAUUAAAUCUAUAAUAACAGAAGUGUAUUGAAAUAAAUAAGAGAAUUGAUUCGUCAAAAUGGUAGGAAUGAGUACCAAAGUGUGAUGUUAGAUCCUAUGUCAACUUGAUUGGUUAUUUGUAAAUGAUGUAGUGGAGUUUGGAAAAACUUUGAUGUUAAAUCCUAUGUUAACUCUUUAUGAAAUCCUAGUUUAUUUGAUAUAGUGGACUCGCACAAACCGUGAAGUUUUAUGUUAUUAUUAAUUUA
Medicago truncatula (barrel medic) is the source of this 1347-nucleotide messenger RNA. RefSeq names its product polygalacturonase inhibitor 2. NCBI's taxonomy places the organism in Eukaryota, Viridiplantae, Streptophyta, Magnoliopsida, Fabales, Fabaceae. The coding region runs from base 66 to 1103 and encodes 345 amino acids. The transcript has a single exon. The record is from RefSeq and is a predicted model, not a curated record. Gene Ontology annotation, molecular function: protein binding.